Molecule: messenger RNA, 951 nt
Organism: Pipistrellus kuhlii (Kuhl's pipistrelle)
Lineage: Eukaryota; Metazoa; Chordata; Mammalia; Chiroptera; Vespertilionidae
Product: coiled-coil domain-containing protein 7-like
Exons: 12
Coding region: 1-951 (316 amino acids)
Source: RefSeq, a predicted model, not a curated record
AUGGAUAAAACUAAAAACAGUACUGAGGAACGCUCAACAUCUGCAGUUGCACCUGACAUAAAAAAGGGACAAUUCAAGACACGGGCAAUCGAUUUCCCUGAGACCGACUCAGACUACUUACUGAGUGCUUUAAAAGGUGGUAUAUCCAAAGGGGAAGCCAAGACAUUAUCAACACAAGUUGCAGGAAUUAAUGAAGUACGUUCAAAAGAUGCAUUUGCACAUGGUAAAAUAAAGGAACAAUUCAAGGCAUACCAAAUGGAACUCACUGAGCCUGAUACAGCACAAAUACUGGAUUCUGCAGGAAGAGGUAUAAUAAAGAAGAAAGUCAAGACACAAUCAAAGAGACAUGUUGAAUCAACGAUAGAACCUAUGACAGAUAUUGUUAAAAAAGAAAAAAUAAUUGCUGAAAUCAAGGAACAACUUAAAAGUUAUGCUGGUAUGAAUUUCUUUAAAAACAAAGAAAUGUCCACAUUUCAAGAUGAUUUUUUUUUAACCAGUCCUAUUGCACCAACUAAAUUGUCAACAAAUGUCAUCAAUUUUUCAUCCUAUGACAAUCAAGGUAUGAAUUUAUUUAAAAACAAAAAAGAGUUCUCACAUCAUCAAAAACGUUUAUCCUCCAAGGACAUCUCAGCAAUUAAAUUCCCAACAAAAGUGGUCAAUGUAUCACCCUUUGACAAUCAAGGCAGAACUUAUGAAGAAAUUUCACCCCACAUGAAUGAACCUUCAUACUUACAUCAGAGAACAUCUAGUACUAGGUCAAGCAUUUAUAAAACUAUCCGUUUUCCUUCACUGACUAAAGAAUCUCCAGGGCAUCCAAAAAAAUUAAUCUCAAACAAAAAAAAUUUUGAAGAGACAAAUACUCUGCCUGUUGUGAUCCCUAAACAAAGGAAAUCUAUCUAUAAAGAGCCACCUACCACUGCUGGAAAACAUUCAACAUAUCUUUACUCUUGA